AUGUCGACAUCCUCCGAAGAAAAUCCAAUUUUUGACUUCAAAGUCAGCGAGAACGAGAUGAACAUGGCCAAAUCAGUUCCUAAGCUGAAGGGCGAGUCCAACUGGAGGGUAUGGGAGGCGCAGAUGUUCAUGAUCCUUGGCUUCAACAACCCUGUCUAUGUGCAGCUGAUUAGGGAUGAGAUCAAGAUGCCUCCCGCUCCGGUCUACGAAGACCCAUCUCAUAGCAGCGUCAGAGCCCUACUUCUCAAAGAAGCCGAGGGUAAUAAAGAAAAGGACGCUUGCAUCACAGAAGAGGCCAUAGAAGCUCGCUCAAUCCAAAUUGUCGCUUCGAAUCUGGAGCUGCGGAAGCACCACGCAGACGGCGAAGAGAAGUGGGAAAGGGCUAACAACCGGGCUUUCCUACAAUUUGUAUCUACUCUUGGACCUGAGACUUUCUCUAUGGUUUCUCACAUUACCAAUGUUCGUGAGGCCUAUCUUGAAUUGAAAAGAUGGUACUGGAACCCAUCACACCAUGCUACCUACAACCGGUUUAAGAAAUUUGUCAACCUCCGCUACAAAAAGGAGAUCCUCACAACUUUGUGA
Penicillium samsonianum is the source of this 582-nucleotide messenger RNA. RefSeq lists its product as uncharacterized. Lineage: Eukaryota; Fungi; Ascomycota; Eurotiomycetes; Eurotiales; Aspergillaceae. The record is from RefSeq and is a predicted model, not a curated record. The coding region runs from base 1 to 582 and encodes 193 amino acids. The transcript has a single exon.